Molecule: messenger RNA, 2055 nt
Organism: Pseudo-nitzschia multistriata
Lineage: Eukaryota; Bacillariophyta; Bacillariophyceae; Bacillariales; Bacillariaceae
Source: the annotation of a GenBank genome assembly
UACGGUACCGGUAACUCCCAACCCGUCGGCUCAUUAUAGGAGUGGUUGCUGUAUUCAAGCACAUUGUCGCCUUUCUAAUUAAAUAAUCAAAGAAUUUAAGAAAUGGUUUCUUUCAAAGUUUCGUUGCUAGACUAUGGAGCAGGGAAUGUCCGUUCGGUCCGAAACGCAAUCAUGGCGUGUGGAUAUGAAAUUGAGGAUAUAACUGACCCCUCACAAAUUUCCCAGGCAAAGGCAAUAAUAUUUCCCGGUGUCGGAUCGUACGGAUCUGCAAUGAAAGUUCUCAAGGAAAAAGGCUUUGAGCAACCAAUGAGAGAGUAUUUGUCAGCUCGCGAUCGACCAUUUCUUGGUAUUUGUCUUGGUAUGCAGACCCUUUUCGAGUCUAGCGACGAGCACGAGGAAGGCGCAGAUGCCAUUCCUGGCCUCGGUGUGAUCCCCGGGAAAGUUAUCAAAUUUGAUGAGACAAAAAUGGUAGUCCCUCAUAUCGGAUGGAAUGGAAGGAAAUCACACAAAGAGAGCUCUGUCCUGAAAUACGUUAAUCCUGAAGACUCUGCCUACUUCGUCCAUUCGUACUACGCUCCUAUCACAGACGAAAACAAAGAGUGGAUUCUCACGAGCACUACCUAUUGCGGGCAGCCGUUCAUAAGCGGUGUUCAAAGAGGUAGUGUGGUUGCAACUCAGUUCCAUCCCGAAAAGAGUGGGAAAACGGGUCUAAAUAUUCUCAGGGGAUUCCUCGAGGUGAGCUAUUUUCUAUCCUUUUUCUUGGUUGCCAACCAAUUUUGUUCCAUGACACAAAUAUUUUCUGUUCAGCUUCCGUCUGAUCUCACGCUGUGCUUSUAACAAUUCAGGCCGUAGAAAACGGGACUCUAAACAAUGCAAAAAGCAUUCCUGUCGAUCCAAAAGCCGAAACAAUGCUUGCAAAACGUAUUGUUGUCGCUUUGGACGUUAGAACAAACGAUCAUGGCGAUUUGGUAGUAACAAAGGGGGAUCAGUACGAUGUGCGGGAAAAUGAAAGUGAUGGAGCAGCAGUUACUGGCCGUGGAGGAGUCCGAAAUCUKGGAAAGCCUGUUGGGCUAGCCGGGCGAUACUACGAUGAAGGGGCAGAUGAAAUUGCAUUCCUGAACAUCACUAGCUUCCGCGAAGGGGUAGUGGAAGAUAUGCCAAUGCUUCAGGUGUUAGAACAAGCAUCAAAGAGCAUCUUCGUCCCUUUGACCGUAGGAGGAGGAAUCCGUACCUACACUGACCAAAAAUCAGGCCAAACGUGGUCUGCUCUUGAGGUUGCCGCUAGGUACUUCCGUGCUGGUGCAGAUAAAGUCAGCAUUGGCAGUGACUCUGUGCACGCAUCGGAAGCUCUCAUUGCGCGAAAUGGUGAAAAGACGGGAGAAUCUUCCAUCGAGACAAUUUCGCAUGUGUAUGGGGCGCAAGCAGUCGUUAUAUCUAUUGAUCCGAAGCGAGUGUAUGUUGCAAGUAAGGACGAUGCCGACAAAAAACAUGUUGUUGUUGAACUUGACGAUGGAAGCUCUGGUCCAAAUGGCGAGAAAUUUUGCUGGUUCCAGUGCACUGUAAAGGGUGGGAGAGAGGAGAGAGACAUCUGCGCAGUAACAGUUGCRAAGGCAUGCCAGACACUUGGUGCUGGAGAAAUAAUGCUGAAUUGUAUUGAUAUGGAUGGGCAAGGAAACGGAUUCGACCUUCCCUUGAUGCGGGCCGUUUCUGGUGAAGUAUCAAUCCCAGUCAUCGCAAGUAGCGGAGCAGGUAACGAAGACCAUUUCGUAGAAGUUUUUUCCAAAACGAACGUUCAGGCGGCUCUAGCUGCUGGAAUGUUUCAUCGGAAGGAAGUGGAGAUCGAGGCAUGUAAAUCAGCAAUGCGGGAAAACAAAAUACCAGCUAGAAAUGUUUGCACGUCGCAGUAAAAAGAUUCAGCCGAUGACACUGAUACAAAUUACCAUCGAUUAAUAAGACGCGGAUAUUCACUUUGUUGGCGUUUCUUUGGAAAUAUYUCAUUUCUUUUUAGAUGGUGUGAGAAGUAUCUCUUGUACCGAAUGAGUUAUAACUACUUAA